Molecule: messenger RNA, 1393 nt
Organism: Chaetomium fimeti
Lineage: Eukaryota; Fungi; Ascomycota; Sordariomycetes; Sordariales; Chaetomiaceae
Product: RNA polymerase II holoenzyme cyclin-like subunit
Exons: 2
Coding region: 183-1274 (363 amino acids)
Biological process (GO): positive regulation of transcription by RNA polymerase II
Cellular component (GO): nucleus; mediator complex
Molecular function (GO): cyclin-dependent protein serine/threonine kinase regulator activity
Source: RefSeq, a predicted model, not a curated record
UGCUCCCUUGAGAUCUUGACGCCAAUCAUCUCAGCCUUGCGGAUACUUCCGCCGUCACCCCCGAGAAUGUGACAAAACCGAACAACCAGCCUCGCCUUCUUUCCUCCUCUUAACCCGAUGGACACCGAACCCGAAUAAUCUCAGGCACCGGCAACGGCCUUUAACGGGCGGAAGCGGCGCAGAUGGCGGCCAAUUACUGGGAAUCAACGCAGCGGAAACACUGGCAGUUCACCAAACAUGACCUCGCCGCCCUCCGUCAACGACUCGAUGAUGAAGACCCCGGCCUCGUUCAGAUGUUCCCCCUCCCGCAGCUGCGCCAUCUCAACAUCUACUUUAAUCAGCAGAUAAACCGCCUCGGCAAGCGUCUCGGCGUCCGACAACAAGCCAUGGCCACCGCCCAAGUCUACCUCAAGCGCUUCUACACACGCACCGCGAUCCGCCAGACCAACCCCUACCUGGUCAUCGCCACGGCCCUCUACCUCGCCUGCAAGAUGGAGGAGUGCCCACAGCACAUACGGAUGUUAACACAAGAGGCGCGGUCUCUGUGGCCGUCGGACCUGCUCGGGCACGACCCGGCGCGCGUGGGCGAGUGCGAGUUCUCGCUCAUCUCGGAGAUGCACUCGCAGCUGAUCGUCCACCAGCCCUACCGCUCGCUGCUGGGAGUGCAGGACGAGUUCGGCCUGACCCAGGACGAGAUGUCGCUCGCCUGGACCGUCAUCAACGACCACUACAUGACCGACCUGCCGCUGCUGCACCCGCCGCACGUCGUCGCCCUGACCGCCGUGCUGUUGGCCUUGGUGCUUAGGCCGAGCGCGAAUGCCACCGCGGCCGGAGGGGGUGGGAGUGCGGGCGCGGCUGCCGCGGCGGCGGCUGCGAACGCCGGAGGGGUCGCGAUGGCUGCUACUGCGCUGGCGCAGGCGCAAGCACAGGUCCAGGCUCGGGCCGCGGCCAUCGCCGCUGCCGGUGGCGGAGGAGGGGCGCCGGGGUUCGGGUCGCAGGGGUCGCAGCAACAGGCGGGCUUCUCGCAGGGGAACUCACAGGGGAACUCGCAGGGCGACGGCCUGGCGGCGGAGCCGAAGAAGGUGACGGACCCGCGUCUGGCAAAGGUGCAGCGCUUUGCGGCGUGGCUGGCGGACAGCAAUAUCGACGUCGAAGCCAUGGUCGACUGCACCCAGGAGCUGAUCUCGUUCUACGAGUGUCAUGAGCAGUACAACGACAAGCAUACCAAGGAGCAGAUCAACCGGUUCGUCAAGGCACGCAACCUCGACAAGUGAGGAUCACGAUUCCCGAAGCAUCUUCACCCCAUGGUUCUGGUCCGGGAAGCGCCCCUUCCUAGGAACUUGAGCCCACGCGAUGGGCAAAUAUCCAGCGACCCAUCGUGGUCUCGAACGGC